AUGUCGUAUAGUGGAGAUUCAGUUCAAACCUUGGGACAAGCAGUGAUGACGUGUUCUUACAAAGACAAACGAUACAAUCUUGUUUUCUAUAUAGCGACACACGAUGUAAAGCCUAUUCUUGGUUUACCUGAUUGCGAGCGUUUGGGUAUGGUGAAAAGAAUUCCAGAUGUCAAAUCUAUUUUCACUAGCGACGAUAUUCUCAAUGAAUAUGCAGAUCUCUUCGAUGGCAAACUAGGAUGUUUACCCAUUAAACAUCAUAUCAGUGUCAAUCCAAAUGUAAAACCUACAAUUCAUCCUUCUCGACGCGUUCCAGUAGCUAUGAGAACAAAAAUUAAAGAAGAGUUAGAACGAAUGCAACAGAUGGGUGUCAUCGAUCCUGUAGAAAAACCAACGGUAUGGGUUUCGUCAAUGGUAAUAGUGGAAAAACCAAACAAGUUAGGAAUAUGUAUUGAUCCUAGACAUCUUAAUCAAGCCAUUUAG
Molecule: messenger RNA, 480 nt
Organism: Xenia sp. Carnegie-2017
Lineage: Eukaryota; Metazoa; Cnidaria; Anthozoa; Malacalcyonacea; Xeniidae
Exons: 1
Coding region: 1-480 (159 amino acids)
Source: RefSeq, a predicted model, not a curated record